Malus domestica (apple) is the source of this 3756-nucleotide messenger RNA. Its product is annotated as zinc finger protein ZAT9-like. NCBI's taxonomy places the organism in Eukaryota, Viridiplantae, Streptophyta, Magnoliopsida, Rosales, Rosaceae. The record is from RefSeq and is a predicted model, not a curated record.
UUUCUCUAAGUAUCUCACUCGUUCGAACCCAACACAACAAAACGUACUCUUGAUGUACGGACGUCCAUCCCUUGGUUCUAACUUUGACUCGGCGGCGCCACCGCCACAGAAAAAGUCUCUCAUCAUCUAACCCUCCGUCCACUUGUCACAAUGUCGUCCCACCCCAGCUCUUCAAGAACUCCCACACCCCUCUCCCUCUCUGUACCAUAUCCACAAAUUCAAUCCAAACCAACACCUCAACUAAAAACUAGGACUAGAACCUCUUAAUUAUCGCCAUGCAACCCCACAAUUCUUUUCACAACAAGAACAAACACCUUCUUUCCCUCUUUCAUUCUUGACCCACUUCCAUCAUCACCAAUUUUCUCCAUCCCUCUCUCCUCUAUAAUUUUGGUUUUUUCCCUGGUUUUCGGUUUUUUUUUUUUUAAUUAAUGGCUUUGAUUGUCGACCAGCAAUCAAGCUUUAAACACUUCUGUAAAAUAUGCAAGAAAGGUUUUGUGUGUGGUAGAGCGCUAGGAGGGCACAUGAGGGCACAUGGAAUAGGGGAUGAAGGUCACAUUGACGACGACGACGAUCCUCCGAGUGAUUGGGAGGACAAACUCCGCGGCAAUGUACCCGCUACCAACAAGUGCAUGUAUGCUCUAAGAACAAACCCUAAUCGCCUAAAAAGCUGCCGGGUUUGUGAGAAUUGUGGUAAAGAGUUCUUAUCUUGGAAAUCCUUCCUUGAACAUGGCAAAUGUGGUAAUUCUGUAGAUGCAGAGUCCCUUGUGUCCUCGCCAGGCUCUGAUGAGGAGGAUGGGGGUGGUGGUGGCCGGCGAGGAUGUGGGUGGUCAAAAAGGAAGAGAUCUUUCAGAGCCAAAGUGGGAAAUUUUAGUCCGCAUUGCCCAUCAAGUGAGGAAGAGGACCUUGCCAAUUGCUUAAUGAUGUUGUCCAAUGCCACGGUGGAUCCAAUGGAGGCAGAACCAGAAGAAUCUUGUGCUUCAGCCAGCAAAGAAGAGGAGCGAAGAAACCCUAUGAACAUCAUGACUCCUGUUUCACGUGGGGUGACAAUUGACAACAAUAAGGCUAAAGGGGUUGCCAAUAAAGGUCUGUUCGAAUGUAAAGCAUGCAAGAAAGUAUUCAAUUCCCACCAAGCAUUGGGCGGUCAUAGGGCUAGUCACAAGAAAGUUAAAGGGUGCUUUGCUGCCCGUCUUGAUCAUCUUGAAGAUAGUAUGGCGGAUGAUGAUGUCAUCACACAUGAAGAGUUCUUACCCAAUAAACCCAAUUCAACCCUACAAUUUGACCAUGGGUCCAAUAAUCCAUCCGUUUAUACCUCAAAGAGAAAAUCUAAGGUGCAUGAAUGUUCAAUAUGCCAUCGGAUAUUCUCAUCAGGACAGGCAUUGGGCGGGCACAAGAGGUGUCAUUGGAUCACAUCCAACGCCACGACAGACACGUCUACUCUAGUCAAGUUCCAUGAAUUUCAAGAGAGUUUGGAGCAGCAAAUGAUGAACCAAAGGUCUAAGUUUGAUGCUUCGGAUCCACUUGAUCUGAAGCUCGAUCUUAAUCUACCUGCUCCGGUGGAUGAGAAUGGAGGAGGUAAAAGAGAGCGUCCCAAUCCACCAAGCUUGGAUGUCUCUGCAGAUUUCUUUUUACAACCAUGGACUGGGACAAAGGAGGAGGACAAUCCCCAUCACCACUCCCACCACCAAAACGACAAUGACAACCUUAACAACGAUGAUUAUAAUAAUAAUAAUAAUAACAACAAUAAUAACAGCACUGAUGUUUCAAUGCAGAAUGUAGUUGAUGAAGGAGACAGUAAGGUGAAGUUAGCAAAGCUAAGUGAACUAAAGGAUAUUACCAACAGUGGGGGCUCCUCACCAUGGUUGCAGGUGGGAAUUGGUUCAACAACUGAUGUAGGAGCUGAACCAUAAUUUCAUGUGAAGGAAUGUGAGAUUUUCUCAGCUCUCUCUCUCCCCCUUUUUGUUCAAAGAUUUUUGUACCAAGAAAACUGUAAUUAUUACAAACAAGCCAUAGCUCAGCAUUCAUUUUCAAAACUUAUUUUCUUUUUGAAUUGUUGCUGUACAUUAUAGUGGGUGAAUAGGAACCCAGUUAAGCCCCAAUCUCAUUUCAUGCAUAUAUAUUGCAGGUGAUUUAUAUAUAUACUUCUAAUAAAUCAUUGUAUUUUUUCUAUAUAAAUUUUCUUGUUAAAAUUUGUUUGGCAAAGAAAAAAAGAUUCAAGUCUAGUCAUGAUGUAUGGUAAGAAUUUGUUAGUAUCAACCCACUCUUACAGUCUUACUCAAUUGGUAGAGACUAAAGUUAAAGUUGAGUCUGAAUUAGCAGCUGGUGCUUCCGGUGCUGAUCUUAGACUUAUGUCUCUAAAACUACUAUCAUUUUAAACCUUUGUUUAGUUAUCUUCUCUAUAAAUCUUAGACAGCAAAUUGUUAAACUACAAAAAUAAAAAUAAAAAUAACUAGGCUUGUUACAAUCCCAAACCAAUCGAGCCAAUCUAAUCCAACCAAUUUUGAUUGAUUAAUUUCAAUGACUUGUUUAGAUCAAAUGACAUAUUUUCUUGUGAGAGCCCAAUCAAAUCAAAUAUAAUCCAAUCUAGUUGGUUUUUUGCUCCUUUUUUCUAUCUCAUAUGCAUUUGAAAUUCAAUAGAUUGUGAUUAACUGAAGUCAUUAUAUGAAAUUGUGUUUAGUAUAUGAGUAAUGUUAGAUAAUCAAAUUUUUAGACCAAAUUUGUAAAUCAUGUGAUAUGUCGAAUAAGCACGUUAAUCAACACUUCAAUAAUAAUCUAAUUAUCAAGAACCACGUUAUAUGAUUUACAAAAUAUAAAUUAAAAUUAAGUACCUAAAAUCCUCCAACCUUUUAGUGUCAUUCCAAAUUGGUGUCAACCUUUUUAAACAUUCAAAACAAGUACCUAACCUAUUGAAAAUGUCACAUCUGUUAAGCCCCAGUUAAAAAUUUACUAAAUCAAAUAGGGGUUUGUUUUCCUUGCUUGACGUUUUAAUGUUCUUUGUAGGAUUUUAUUUAUUACUCAUUUUUUAACUAUUAAAAAUAAAAAGAGCUUGCAAAAAAAUCAAAAGAAAAUACCAAAUCAUCAAUAAAAACAGAAAGAGAGGGAUUCGAACCCACGGUAUGAAAAACUCGUACAACAGGUUUAGCAAUAUGAUGCUUUAGUCCACUCAGUCAUCUCAUCGAUCGUGGUGAAGUCAGCAAUGGAUUUGGUGGAUCAUCCACGUCACACUAGGAUUUUGGAAGGACAUUUACGAGAGUGAGGUGAGUUUUAAGAGAAAGACGGGAGAGGAAUUUGGUGUUGCAAGAUUGAUGACUGGGAAAUGGUUGGUAAUGUGUUGGUUUGCUUUAGCAGGUAUAUUGGUAUGAAUGAACAUAUUAUGGAUAUAGAAUGUUUUACUUUGUCUACAAAACCAAUAGAAGGUCAUGGAAGCAUAACCUCCACCAACUAAUGAUCACCACCACCCAAUCAUGCCAUCACCUCCAAAUCCAACGCAAAGCUUCAAAUUCCUCCCUACAACUCAAGCUACCAACAUCGAGAAUAAGGUCAUGGAGGUUGCUUAAAUGACAUGGACUGCCAUGAUGCGGCCACCACCAUCUUACUACCCACAAAGAAGAACUUGAAGUUUUACGAGCCAAUAAUCGACGAAUGAGAAAAUCAGAUGAGCAGAAACAUGUUCCUUGAAACCCUAUAUGAAUUUUUAACCCUCUUCUAUGUUAGAAGAUUGCAUUUCUAAUGUAAUUUCAAUUUGGGUCCAUUUUCAAU